AUGUUGACCCACCUGUCCUUCAGACUCUUGUCCCUGUUUGGGCGCCAAAAUGUUGAUGUUACUUUUCCAAAACAUAGCCAGAACAUUUCUACUUCAGUCAGUGAGAAAAUUGUUUUCCUUAAUUUAGUUCUAGGUAUUGUCUCCUUCAUCCAGACAGCAGCUGGUACCCUGGGAAACUCCUUUCUCCUUUGUCUUUAUACCAUCACUUUCCUUAAUGGCAACAGGCUGCGGUCCAUAGACACCAUUUUCUUCUACUUGGCUUUGGCCAACUCCAUCGUGCUUAUUUCCAAGGGAGUCCCUCAGACAAUGGUUCGUUUGGGGCUGAAAAGUUUCUUGGAUAAUGUUGGCUGUAAAGUCAUUCAUUUCCUCCACCGAGUUGCCCGUAAUGUUUCUCUCACUAUCACUUGCUUUCUGAGUGGGUUUCAGAUUAUCAUCAUCAGUCCCUUCACCUUUUCCAUUUGGUCAAACCUCAAAGCUCAAGCCUCAAAUUACAUUGCCCCCUUCUGCCUUUUGUGCUGGAUCCUACACAUUCUAAUAAAUGUCUAUACAUUUGUAAAUAUGCAGAAGUUUACAGACAAAAAUAACAACACGAGGAUUUGGAAUAUUGGAUUCUGUUCACAGUUUGCUCCACCAUCACUCAAAGUCUCUCUGUUUGUAAUUUUGUUCUCUAUUCCUGAUUUCCUGUGUGUGGGAUUUAUGGUCAUAGCCAGCGGCUAUCUGGUGCUUCUCCUGCAAAGACACCAUAACCAAGUCCAGCAUAUUCACAGCUCUAGUCAUUUGGCAAGAAGGUCUCCUGAGACUAAAGCCACCUACACCAUUUUGGUGUUGGUGAGCACCUAUGUCUUCUUCUACUCAGCCAAUUCUGUUUUGUCUUUUUACCUCUUUAUUUUUGAUAACUAUUAUGGGUGGUUGAUUCCCACAUCAGCCUUCUUGGCUGCAUGUUUCCCAGCCAUCAGUCCUUUUGUGCUUAUCAGUUCUGAUUCCCAUAUUCUCCAGCUUUUCUACUCCCUCUGGAAAAAGAAAAGAUCCCAACAUUCUCCUUUUCCUGGAUGUUCCCUUGACUAA
Molecule: messenger RNA, 1065 nt
Organism: Sarcophilus harrisii (Tasmanian devil)
Lineage: Eukaryota; Metazoa; Chordata; Mammalia; Dasyuromorphia; Dasyuridae
Product: vomeronasal type-1 receptor 3-like
Exons: 2
Coding region: 1-1065 (354 amino acids)
Biological process (GO): G protein-coupled receptor signaling pathway
Cellular component (GO): membrane
Molecular function (GO): pheromone receptor activity
Source: RefSeq, a predicted model, not a curated record